Molecule: messenger RNA, 1581 nt
Organism: Cyclospora cayetanensis
Lineage: Eukaryota; Apicomplexa; Conoidasida; Eucoccidiorida; Eimeriidae
Product: putative metabolite transport protein YncC
Exons: 12
Biological process (GO): transmembrane transport
Cellular component (GO): membrane
Molecular function (GO): transmembrane transporter activity
Source: RefSeq, a predicted model, not a curated record
AUGGGAACUCGUGGAUAUGACCGAAUGGAGGGUGCUUCAGCACACUACGCCUCUUCCAGUGUUCACAUGUCAGGCCCCCAAUCUAGCGGGGCGUCUGUUGCAUUUGGGGGAGAACCAGACGUACCGUCUGCUGCGGUGUACAGAAGAAACAGAAGAAAGGCCACUCUAAAGAUGGUUUUAGUUUCCGUUAUACUGGUCUCCUUUCUGUGCAACUUUGACCACGGCGUGAUCCCCGCAAUCCUCAGCGAAAUACAAAAGAACUUCAACAACCAGAUAAAAUUCGUGGAACAAAGCCUCUUCGGAUCUCUCGUCUACUUCGGGCUUAUCAUCGGCAGUCUCUUUGCAGGCAUUGCUCUGCAAAGCUAUGGAGCCAAAUGGCUUCUAGUGGGAAGCUUGCUUUGCCUUUCGUCUUCCCUAUUUUUCUUUUCUAGUUCGAACAGCCUUCUGCUCAUGUACUUCACGCGGUUCAUCACGGGCUUGUGUCAGGCAGUGCCUGUGGUUUAUUUACCCGUUUGGGUUGACGACUACGCACCCGAGGGUCAAGUGACUCGGUGGAUGUCUUACACCCAAUUGGCAGGCAUCGGAGGAACUGUCAGCGGUUAUUUCAUUGGCGGUGUUGUUUCGCGUUUCACUGUACCCAGCGGCGAAAGUGGAUGGCGAACUCCUUUCUUCGUUCAAUCCGUGGCUCUUAUUCCGGUUGUUCUGCUUCUUGCUGCCUUGCCUGCAAGCCUCGUGAAUCUUCCUGAUAGAAGCCAAACUCGUCCAGAAAGACAGAGGUGGGGAUCCAUAUGUUAGACCGGUUUGAGUACGAUUGGCGAGACUGAUUCAUCUGGCCAGUCCUGCAUGCACAACUUCUCUACUGCCUGGACUGAGGUCAAGUCUCUGCUCAAAAAUCCUCUCUACUUGGUGGUUACCAUGGGAAUGAGUGCGCUUUACUUCGUAGUAACUGGCAUUCAGUUCUGGGUUACAGAGUUCCUGGUUUCAGUGCUUCACUUUCAAAAGCUCUCAGUGGUUGCUUUAAGCACAUUCUGCUUCCUAACCGCCCCGACAUCUGGAGUCUGGUUUGGUGGAUACGUCUGCGAUCUCUGCGGAGGAUACCGAGGUGGCGGGCAGCAGCGAGUGGCAGUUAGAGUCACAACCCUUUUUGCGGGUAUCGGAGCAUCAUUGGCAGUGACUUGCAUCUAUGUGGAAUCUUUUAUCCUCUUCGCUCUUCUUCUUUGGGGCUGUCUGUUUUUCGGAGCUGCUUUGGUUCCCGUUGCUGUGGGCAUUCAACUCGCCAGCGUUCCGCUCCACCAGCGUAGCAUUUCUUCUGCCCUUAGCCAAUUCGCGUACAACAUGUUCGGCUGGUUUAGUGCCCCACUUGUCUCUGGUGUGGUGAUGGAUUUCAUUGACUGGUGCCACCCAGCUGGAGGCAAAGAACUUGCGCUGCGAUUUGGAUUUGAGAUGAUUCUUUGGAUUUCUGUUGUUGGCUUUGUUCUUUUCGCUGUUGCAAACACACUUACAUUUCCUUCCGAAGACAUCGAGAAGGAAGAGCUGGAGCUACAGCUCGCGCGUACACGAAUGCCAACAUUGUCUUUUUAA